This is a messenger RNA of Platichthys flesus (European flounder), 3196 nucleotides long. RefSeq names its product septin 4a (gene septin4a). Gene Ontology annotation, molecular function: GTP binding; molecular adaptor activity; GTPase activity. The record is from RefSeq and is a predicted model, not a curated record. The transcript is spliced from 12 exons. The coding region runs from base 96 to 1754 and encodes 552 amino acids. Gene Ontology annotation, biological process: cytoskeleton-dependent cytokinesis; regulation of exocytosis. Gene Ontology annotation, cellular component: cell division site; septin complex; septin ring. NCBI's taxonomy places the organism in Eukaryota, Metazoa, Chordata, Actinopteri, Pleuronectiformes, Pleuronectidae.
CACACACGCACACCAUAUGGCACAUUUGAUCACUUCUUGUGUAGUUGUUGUUGUGUGGUCACUGUGUAACUUAUCCAGGGAGAACGAGCAGCAGCAUGCAGCACAUGUCCUCUCCGGUCAGGUUCCGCAACCAUAAGAAAGCUGCAACCUUAUCAGAGUUUUCCAGUCUGUCCAUUGACGAUCAGGAGGACACUCAGUUUCCCUUCGCCAUGAGGGACCUGCCUGGCGUCUCUCAGGUGGGCGAUCAGCACCAGGAACCAGGUCACCAGAUGUCAGUGAACCACGGGGCUGAGGGACCCCGUGCCACAACCAACGGGAGACGCCCCAGCCUUCCCGGGACCCCUCCUCCUGCCCGUCCCAUCCCUUGCCACCCCACCUCCGAUUCUCCAACGGCCCCUCAGAGACCACACCGUGCAGGAGUGGACUCCGGGUUUCAGUCCCUGCCGCUGAGGAAGCAGCUCGUCUCUCAGACGUCUCUGGACUCUACGGGCAGCUCGGUCUCCCGUCCACACAGUCCGUGGGGACGCUUUGACCCCUAUGACUCUCCAGAGCAGGAUCAGGACAAGGAGUAUGUGGGAUUUGCCACGUUGCCCAACCAGGUUCACAGAAAAACUGUGAAGAAAGGUUUCACGUUCACACUCAUGGUGGCAGGAGAGUCCGGCCUCGGGAAAUCAACCCUGAUCAACAGUUUGUUCCUCACUGACCUCUACAAAGACAGGAAGGUUCCUAAUGCUGAAGGUGAGGCUACUUCACGUAUCACUUGCAUGUGGGACAGGUUCACGUCAUCAGCUGUCAUUGAGGCAGGCACGACUUACGUUGCACUUGUGUGUUUGUCUGCAGAACGAAUCGGUCAGACAGUCGACAUCACCAAACACACCGUCAGCAUCGAGGAGAAAGGAAUCAAACUGAGGCUCACCAUCAUAGACACGCCCGGGUUCGGAGACGCCGUCAACAACUCAGAAAGCUGGAGGCAGAUAGAGGACUACAUCGACGAGCAGUUUGAAAAGUACUUCAGAGAUGAGAGCGGCUUGAACAGAAGAAACAUCCAGGACAACAGAGUUCACUGCUGCCUCUACUUCAUCUCGCCCUUCGGCCACGGCCUUCGACCUCUGGACGUUGAGUGCAUGAAGGCCAUCCACGAAAAAGUCAACAUAGUUCCAAUAUUGGCCAAAGCCGACAGUCUGACACAAGCAGAGAUCUGCAGGAAGAAGAGGAAGAUCCAAGAAGAGAUGAAGCAGUUUGGCAUCAACAUCUACCAGUUUCCAGAGUGUGAUUCAGACGAGGACGAAGACUUUAAGACGCACGACCAGCUCCUCAAGGACAGCAUCCCGUUUGCAGUGAUCGGGGGUAACGUUCAAGUGGAGAGUAAAGGUCGCAGAUUCAGAGGUCGUCUGUAUCCCUGGGGGGUGGUCGAAGUGGAGAACCCGGCUCACUCUGACUUCCUGUUGCUGAGGAACAUGCUGGUGAGGACGCACAUGCAGGACCUGAAGGACGUGACGCGGGAGUCGCACUACGAGAACUACCGAGCGCAGUGCAUCCAGAACAUGACGCGCAUGGUGGUGCAGGAGAAGCAACGCAGUUUGCGUGAGAAGUUUCAAGAAGGCAGCGAGGACAACUUCCCUCUGCCGCUCGCCGCCGUUGACAGUGAGAAGGAAAGACUCAUCUUUGAGAAAGACGAAGAGCUGAGGAGGAUGCAGGAGGUGUUUGAAAGGAUUCAGGAGCAGAUGCAGCACAGUCACAGAGGCGGCUGCUGAUCCUCCCACGAGUCCCUGGGCGAGGAGACGGACCAGCAGCGAACAGGAAGACAGAGACAGCCCCCGUUUAUAGAAUGUGAUGUCAGAACAGGAAGCGAGCCACAUGACAUUCAGAGCCUUGUCUGAUUAUUGUUCUCCAGGACAAUGCAUGAAUAGUGCGGUUUUCCCCAGUGGGCGUGCACGAGACAGAAGUGAUUACUAUAAACCUGCUUUUUAAAAUAAAACUAAAAUCUCGUAAAAAAAAUAGCUUCGAAUUGAAAGUGACUUCUGCGAAAUCUUUAAUAUGUUUUUGUGGUCAAAUGACAGAUUCCUAAUUUGACAUGAAAGAAUGUGAAAUAGCUUCAUUUAUCUGUUAAUUGUCCGAUUUCCUUUUCCUUAUAUUUUGCUUUAUAUUUUAUUAUGUAUAAAUAGAGGCUUUUAAAUUGUGAUAGUUCCACCAACAGAUUAUAAUGACUUGUCGAUAAGCUGCGUGUUCUCAAACCCAACACUUUAAUCAUAUCUUCAAGAAAACCAGACAAUUAUAUCUAAAUAUUUCUUUGUCCAUCAAAUUCAACUUGAAACUCUUUGGCCAUGAAGAAGUUAAACAUCAAUAAGAUGCACUUAAGGUUUGUUGCUUUGAAAACAGCUCCAGAUAAAUAGAAGACGCUUGAGCUUUGAAAAAGACUCAUGUCACCAAACGUAAUCUGGACAAGUCAGAGAACUCAACUGUGAAAACUUCCAACUCUGAAUAAGGACACAACACAGACACAUGAGCUCUGUUCGAUUUCUUCUUUGUGAUGUCAGGAGAAGCAUGAGGAGCAGCCACAGGCUCAGUGUGGUGUUCAAGAGCACUUCAGCAGCUCAUAGGGGGAUUUAUCUAAUCUGGAAGUUUCACUAUGAGUCAACAGUUUCAUUCUGUCGUCACCAAGAAGGUUUUGUUUUCACCGUCGUCCAUUUGUUUGUUGGUUGGUUUGUUUGUAAGCAAGAUUACCAAACAAACUACAGGACGGAUUAAAGGUUUGAGGAAGAACGCAUCAGAUUUUGACGAAGACCCAGAUCAGGGGGCAAAUCCAGGAAUUUCCCUUCUUUAUCAUAGCAAGAGGCAUUUUUCAACAUUUUCACCAAAGUCCAAGAAAUUGAUUUGUGGAAAUAUGAUGAAAAUAAUCAGCCAUAUGUUUGGAGUUUGUGAAAUUUGGUGCAGCUUGAUAGAAUUUAAGGAAAUUGUGGAGCCUUGGCAGCCAUUCUGGUUUUACUAAUGUAGUAGCACAGCUAAUCAGUUAGUAUCUUUGAUAAUUGUAUAGUGCUGCCAUCUAGUGGACAUUGUGGUGAUAUUGUGUUUGUAACACGUAAACUGCAUUUUCAAGGUUUUUGUAACUUGUGAAUGUUUUUUUUUUAUCUCUCAAUUUGUCUGUAAUGUAAGGAAGUUUUGUUUGUAUAUAUUUUUUCACGCGACCAAUAAACAC